AUGUUUUACAGUCACCAGGUAGUGUACCGUCGAUAUAUAAAUGCAUUAGUUAAUAAAGGACAUCACGUUGUUGUUAUUACUAAUUGGCCUGAAUAUGAUAAAGGAAAAACACCGACGAAUCUUACAGAGAUCGAUAUCAGUGCUGACUUCCAUAAAAUUUGGAUUGAGAAAAAGGCCGAAAUUUUUUCAAAAAGUGCAAAUGAUGCAUUUAUGUUGUUUCAUGAUACAUAUAAUUUAAUUAAUUAUGUAUUUAUAGAACAAUUUAAAACAGAUACAAUAGAUAAAUUUCUUCGCGACAAAACUAAUAAAUUUGACUUGGUGGUUUUAGAAUCAUUGUUAAGAAUGGCCACAGCGUUUUCUGAUUAUUACCAAAUACCUGCAAUAAAGUUUAGUUCUCAGGGCGCAUUCUUUGAAAAUUAUAACACCAUUGGAGCCUCGACUCAACCAAUAUUAUACCCUUUAAUGUUCCAAAAUAAUAUCUAUAACCUCUCUCUAUGGGAAGAAGUAUCCCUUUUGUAUCAAAAUCUGUAUUAUAGAAAGGUAUUGUAUGAUACGAAAGAUAUUGAAAGUGAAGCAAUUAAAACUAUUUUUCAUAAUAAAGCCUCUGAAGUUGAUAUUUUAGAAAAUAAUGUUCACUUACUUUACAUAAACACGCAUCCCAUGUGGGAGACAAUUCGUCCGGUACCAAUAACUGCAAUUUAUACAUAUGGUAUACAUCAAGCACCCAGUAAAGAAUUAACAAGUGAUCUAGCAUCAUUUUUAAAUUAUUCAGCAAACGGCGUAAUCUACGUGUCUUUUGGUACAACGGUAGAUAUAUCAGCAUACUCCAAAGAGAUACAAAUAAUGCUCAAAGCAUUCUCACAACUACCUUACGAUUUCCUUUUCAAAUGGAAUGAAGAUGAAUUGGCUGGAAAGUCGAGUAAUAUUAAAAUAGUUAAAUGGGUUCCACAAGCUGAUCUUCUAAAGCAUCCAAAAAUUAAAGCUUUUAUAACCCAAGGAGGGACGCAGUCGACUGAUGAAGCUAUCGUUGCUGGUGUUCCGCUCGUUGGUAUACCUCUGGCAUUCGAUCAGUGGGCUAAUACUGAAAGAUAUGUACAUCAUGGAAUUGGAAUUCAAAUCCAUAUAGAUAAACUAACAGAGGAACAGUUAAUUAAUGCAAUAAACACUGUAAUAAAUGACAAAAGUUACAGGCAUAAUAUAGAAAAAAUAGGAGCGACUUUUUUCGAUCACCCGCAGAGUCCACUGCUUCGAACAUUAUGGUGGACGGAAUACUUACUGCGUCAUGGGGGAGUGAGUCACCUUCGGUCACCCUCAGCUAAUAUAACCUGGAUGGAGUACUUCGAAGUGGAAUUGAUUUUUAUUCUUCUAUUUAUUUUAUUUAUUAUUUUUACUACUCUUACAUGCACAGCUAAUCGGCAGCAGGGCUUCGAAUGA
This is a messenger RNA of Galleria mellonella (greater wax moth), 1434 nucleotides long. Its product is annotated as UDP-glucosyltransferase 2-like. Lineage: Eukaryota; Metazoa; Arthropoda; Insecta; Lepidoptera; Pyralidae. The coding region runs from base 1 to 1434 and encodes 477 amino acids. The record is from RefSeq and is a predicted model, not a curated record. The transcript is spliced from 5 exons. Gene Ontology annotation, molecular function: UDP-glycosyltransferase activity.